AUGUCGUUUACAGGGACACUAGACAAAUGCAAUGCGUGUGACAAGACUGUAUAUGUUAUGGAUUUGAUGACACUGGAAGGAAUGCCUUACCACAAGUCAUGCUUCAGGUGCAGCCAUUGCAAAGCUCAUUUUGAACAACUCUUCAAAGAAUCUGGAAACUUCAGCAAGAAUUUUCAGACAGGAAAGACUGAGAAAUCGAAUGAGAUGACGAGGCCUCCAAGCAAGUUAUCUUCAUUCUUUAGCGGAACACAAGACAAAUGUGCAGCUUGUAAGAAAACCGUUUAUCCUCUAGAGAAAAUGACUAUGGAAGGAGAAUCUUACCACAAGGCUUGCUUUAGAUGCGCACACAGUGGUUGCCCAUUAACACACUCUUCAUAUGCUGCUCUCAAUGGCAUCCUUUAUUGUAAGGUCCAUUUCAGUCAGCUUUUUCUCGAGAAAGGUAACUACAAUCAUGUCCUCCAAGCCGCUGCUAACCACCGACGUACACCUGAGGAAGACAAAACCCAACCAAACGAAAAUAAAAAAAAACCUACAGAAGAUGAAACUUCUGAUGCAGGUCCUGAAGCAGAUGAAGAACAUGAGUCAUAAGAUAAUUAAUCCAGGUCCUUUCUUUGUGAAAUGAAAGAACAAAAUAAACCCAUAAAAAAACAUAUUUUUUUUAGUAAU
Brassica oleracea var. oleracea is the source of this 666-nucleotide messenger RNA. Its product is annotated as LIM domain-containing protein PLIM2c-like. Gene Ontology annotation, biological process: actin filament bundle assembly. NCBI's taxonomy places the organism in Eukaryota, Viridiplantae, Streptophyta, Magnoliopsida, Brassicales, Brassicaceae. Gene Ontology annotation, molecular function: actin filament binding. Gene Ontology annotation, cellular component: actin cytoskeleton; plasma membrane. The coding region runs from base 1 to 588 and encodes 195 amino acids. The transcript is spliced from 3 exons. The record is from RefSeq and is a predicted model, not a curated record.